UGUGGCUUUCGUCAGACUGAGGAUUUGGAGUGCAUUAGUGCAGAGAGAGGAGAGACAGGGAUUGAGAGGAAGAAAAUAAAUGUGUGAUGAGUGUGGGAGGGAGGAGUUUGUUUCGCAAACAUACCUGUAUGUACAGCCCGACCAAGAGUGGAAGGAAAACAGGUGGAGGACCCAAAAAGGACAAUACUGCACAAAUAUAUACUGAUACAAAGCAAGAAAUGGAGCUGUGUGAGAUUAUAGAGCAGAAACACAGUUUGGACUGUUGUGCUAAUUUGGGACACAAACAGUGCUGAGAACUAAACAGGUCAUCACAGGCUCACACAGACAUAUGGACAAGAUGGGGGCCAGUCGUCCACUGCCCAAUGUGCCUAAGGAUUCGCUAAGUGCUGCAAUAGAGGCCAUCAGUGUGAGCACAGAACUCGUCGAGGAGGAACUAAAGCCAUAUUUGGACACAGUGCUAAAUGUUGCCAUAGAAAGAAAGAAAGGCCUUUCAGAGCAGGUUGUAGAAAGUGGGAUUCUGCCAGUACUGGCUCAGAUUUUAAGAAGAAAGAGCAUGCUCACUACUCACACAGCCAGGCUGGUAGCUGAACUGGCCAGAGACGCUCCUGUGAGAGAGCAAUGCUUUGAGACAGGCAUUGUGUCUGCCCUUGUGACGUUACUGCUAAGCCAAGAUCAGGACCUUCUCCUUCAUGUUAGCCAGGCCAUCGCCAGGAUUUGCUAUGACAGCAACUUACAGCAAGAACGAUUCCUGAGGCUCGGAGCUGUCCCACGACUGGUGUCGGUUCUUCUCCAACACACUGAAAACGAGGCACUGCUGAGCUCUUGCCUUCUGGCCCUCUGUAACCUGGCUGACAUGGGCGAAGAAGAUGGCUCCAUGCUUUCCUGGGAGGAAGGGGCAUACUUCGGCGAGGGUGAGCGGGUUUUCCGUGGCACCUCGCGGUACUCUUUUGGCUUCUCCUCAGCUGUGACGGUGGUCAGGCUGAAACAGUGGACUAAUGGCCAGUACUCUGUGGCAGUAGAAGUGCUUCAAAGGUGCUCCACAAUGGUGUGGGGCGCAAAAAACGGCCACCAGAAUGGACACCGCUUACCGAACUUUGCCCACCUAGGCAGCUGCCCCAAAUUGUAUAAAGUUAUAAAAUGCUCAGUGAAGAACAUUCCGAGAAACAGGAAUCUGAGGGCGGCAGUGCUUCAUACCCUGUUGUGAGGCUUCAUCGUAGUGCUUUUGGACUGUUAAUGAACAUCUGAGGUGGCCUAAACUGGUGAUUUGGUGUAAACCACAUCCCGACAUUUAAGGAGCUCAUUUCAGCCAUUCGUAACAAAGAAUGGAUGUGAAAGCACAGACAUACACUAGAAUAUAAUCGCUCUCAUUUUCCUAUUGCUCAGACGUCACGUCUGAAUGCAAGGGUACAAAUCCAGAGCCAAAAUCACAAGCCAGGUCACAAGAAAUGUUGUGUCCAGGCAGUUUAAGUCCUACAGAUCUACGCUGGCUGUACAUAGAACAUGAGAACAGGUGGACGCUGAGUUGCAAUCUGCUAGCCUUUCUGAACUCUGUGAUUAGUCCAUAAGAGGCCUUACAGUAGUGGAUUAUCCAGACCCAGUGUUCAGGGUCAGAGCAGCUACAUGCACCCAGGUCACAAUAUGCAACUGUGUUGCAAAAUGCACCAAGGGAAAUAAAUUAACAGAUGAGAAUCGUGACUUUUGUUUACAGUCUUUGGGUCCAAACACAGUCCAGGUGAAUGCAGACUUAAUGAACCAAAUUAGAGCAGUGUUCCACAUAACUGGUUUCAAAUUUCAUUUUAGAUUGAGAACUGCAAAAAGUUAAUGUCCAUGUAGAAAACCCCUGCUAAAGUGGCCUAUGGCCAUAUUACAUACACUGUGUGCAGGGUUCCCACAGACACAGAAAAAGUGGAAUAUUAAGAGAAUAUCAACAUUGUGUGACUAGAUUUUGCUUUUGUGUAGAGUUAAACUUGCUACACUACCAUUAAAAAAAUUGGAGUUGUUAAGUGUUUUAAAUUGUUGAAUUUUCUCUAAUACUUACCAAGGCUGCAUGUAUUUGAUCAAAAAAUACAGUAAAAACAUGUAAUAUUAUGAAAUAUUCUUUCAGACUGUUUCUAAUUUAAUUGCUUUCAAAAGUAAUUUAUUCCUUUAGUGGCAAAUCUGAAUUUUCAGCAUAACUGAUUUGCUGCUCAAAAAACAUUUUUCAUUUUUAUCAAUGUUGAAAACAGCUGUGCUGCUUAAUUUUGUAUAAACAAACUUUUGUUUGU
Labeo rohita (rohu) is the source of this 2264-nucleotide messenger RNA. RefSeq lists its product as uncharacterized. The record is from RefSeq and is a predicted model, not a curated record. Gene Ontology annotation, molecular function: guanyl-nucleotide exchange factor activity; protein binding. Gene Ontology annotation, biological process: positive regulation of GTPase activity. NCBI's taxonomy places the organism in Eukaryota, Metazoa, Chordata, Actinopteri, Cypriniformes, Cyprinidae. The coding region runs from base 329 to 1204 and encodes 291 amino acids. Gene Ontology annotation, cellular component: cytosol. The transcript is spliced from 5 exons.